GCAGAAUUAUAUUCAAAGCUCACUUUGUUGAUAUCUUCCUUACGGUUUGAAAUAUCUGAGCCUUAUUUGAUGUAGUAUUUAUGAUUUUUUUUUUACAUUGAACAGAAACAUGUCUUUGCCUCGUGGAUGGAGCUAUUUGGGGAUAUUUCUAGGAGUCUUUCUACUGGAUUGUCACUGGGAAACUGUGUCGGGGCAGCUCUCCUAUUCAGUCUCAGAGGAGGUGAACCCGGGGACUCCUGUUGGAAAUAUUGCAAAGGACCUAAACCUUAAAUCACAGGACUUGGAAUCACGCAUGUUUCAAAUUGUUACCGGAUCAAAGAGAAAAUUAUUCGAGGUAAAUCUAAAGACUGGUGUACUAUAUGUCAGUGAGAGAAUAGACAGAGAGGAGCUUUGCGCAGAGGAACUGAAAUGCUCAGUCAGUGAAGAGGCUGUCAUUAAUAACCCGUUGAAGCUUUACCGUAUCGAUGUAGAUAUUUUAGAUAUUAAUGACAAUGCUCCAUUUUUUACGACCGAUUUGCAAAAUAUGUACAUCGCGGAGAGCUCUUUACCAGGAGUGAAAUUUGCAUUAUCUCAAGCAACUGAUGUAGAUGUGGGGAGAAAUGGAGUCAGUACUUACAAAUUAAGCCAAAAUGAGCAUUUCUCUUUGGCACUGCACAAAGAAGGGGACAGUGUGUCUGCCGAGUUAGUUUUGCAGAAAGCUUUAGACCGAGAGAAGCAACCUGUGAUCACAAUGACACUGACCGCGGUAGAUGGAGGAAAUCCUCCAAAAUCAGGCACCUCACAAAUCGUUGUUCAUGUUUUAGACAAUAACGAUAACCUUCCAAUAUUCAGCCAGACGUUGUAUAAGACUGAAGUCCCAGAAAACACGCCUCUCGGUACAAUAGUAAUCACUGUGAACGCGACCGAUGCAGAUGAUGGCCUGAACAGUGACAUUGUAUAUUCACUAAGAAGCAAAGAUCAAGAUCACGUACUUGAUAUGUUUGAAAUUGAUAGUCAGACGGGUGUUAUUAAGGUAAAAGGUCAUAUUGACUUUGAAGAAAAAAAAGCUUUUGAGAUACGUGUAGAAGCCAGUGAUAAAGGGCAGCCUCCAAUGUCCGCUCACUGUAAAGUGCUGGUAGAGGUGAUGGACGUAAACGAUAAUGCUCCUGAGAUCACCGUGACGUCACUACACACCACAGUGAAAGAGGACGCUGAGGUAGGCACUGUAGUUGCUCUAGUGUCAGUCCUCGAUAAGGAUGGUGGGAAAAACGGUGAUGUGAACAUUCUAAUUAAAAACGAGGUCCCACUUAAACUCGAAACAAACUACAAGAAUUAUUAUUCUUUGUUAGUUGACGGGCCCCUGGACAGAGAGAGAGUCUCUAUCUACAAUGUAACCAUAGUAGCCACCGAUAAAGGAACCCCAUCACUCUCCAGCACGAGCAUACUUUCUAUACACGUGUCUGAUGUAAACGAUAAUGCACCGCUGUUCCCAGAGCCGCUAAUUAAUGUCUAUGUGAAGGAAAACAGUGCAGUGGGAGGAGUCAUUAAAACAGUGACUGCAACUGAUGCUGACGUUGACCAAAACAGACAGGUUAGCUAUUCUCUUUUACAUCGUAGUAAUCCGUUGUCCUCGAUGGUGAACAUCAACUCAGAGACUGGAGAUAUAGUCAGCCUGCAGUCUUUUAACUAUGAGGAGUUAAACACGUUUCAGUUUAAAGUGCAGGCCACAGACUCUGGUGUUCCUCCUCUCAGCAGCAACGUGACUGUGAACGUUUUAAUUCUGGAUGAAAAUGACAAUAAUCCAACAGUCCUCGCACCCUAUUCUGAGCACGGCUCCGUUAACAGUGAGAGCAUCCCCUAUUCUGCUGAGGCGGGAUACUUUGUGGCAAAGAUCAGGGCUGUAGACGCAGACUCUGGAUACAAUGCGCUGCUUUCGUAUCACCUCUCUGAGCCCAAAGGAAACAACCUCUUCCGGAUCGGAACCAGCAGCGGAGAAAUCAGGACUAAGAGGAGAAUGAGUGAC
Molecule: messenger RNA, 2002 nt
Organism: Notothenia coriiceps (black rockcod)
Lineage: Eukaryota; Metazoa; Chordata; Actinopteri; Perciformes; Nototheniidae
Product: protocadherin alpha-3-like
Exons: 1
Biological process (GO): homophilic cell-cell adhesion
Cellular component (GO): plasma membrane
Molecular function (GO): calcium ion binding
Source: RefSeq, a predicted model, not a curated record